AUGCGGCGCGAUCUAUUCCUCGCUGCGGCGGUCGUCGCUGUGGCCGAGAGAGCACUUGCCAUUCCGACGCAAAACUGGGCCGAGACAGAGCCGCAACGACUGUCGGCACGAAACAUCGUUGAUCAAGUGGACGAGGCUUACGACUUUGUCAUCGUUGGAGGAGGUCUUGCAGGGCUUGUCCUCGGCGCUCGUCUGUCGGAAGACUCGAAUCAUACAGUACUUGUCCUCGAGGCGGGCGGCAACGGAGACGAGUAUCGAGAUCAAAUAGAUGUACCCGGAAAUGCAUACUACAAAUCCCUAUGGCCGACCGACCUCAACUGGGAUUUCUACACCGUCCCGCAAGAAGGGGCCAAUAACACUUCGUGUGAAUGGCCCCGUGGCAAGGUCCUUGGAGGUUGUUCUGCCAUCAACGGGCUGUACAUGAAUCGGCCUGGCCAGAUCGAGCUUAAUGCCUGGCAAGACCUCAUCGGUGACAUGGACGGCGCUGACAACUGGUCCUGGGCUUCGUUCUACGCAGCCAUGAAGAAGAGCGAGACGUUCACUGCCCCAGUCGAUGAUGUUGUCCAAGAAGCCGCCAUCACUUGGGAAGCUUCGAGCCAUGGUACCAACGGUCCUAUCCACCAGUCGUAUCCCGGAUACACGUUCCCUUACGUCGGAGAGUGGUCUACCGCUGUACAGACCGUUGGUGUCGAGGUGACUCACGAUGCUUAUGGUGGAAAGAACUGGGGCGCUUAUGUUGCAACAUCCGCAAUCAACCCGACCAACUGGACUCGAUCGUACAGUCGUUCCGGAUAUCUUGAUCCUCUCCCACCUCGUGCCAACUACGAUGUUCUUGCCAACGCUCAGGUUACUCGAAUCGUCUUCAAUUCCUCGUCGCCCUCGGGCAACUUGACAGCCAGUGGAGUUGAGUACACGCGUGACGGUGGUGCCACAAAAUUGACCGUCGGAGUUAAGAAAGAAGUUAUCCUGGCUGCCGGCACUGUUGGCAGUCCCACAGUGCUCAUGCACAGUGGUGUCGGCCCGAAGGAUGUUCUCACUGCUGCUGGUGUGGAAGUUCUGUCUGAGUUGCCUGGUGUAGGCCAACAUCUCCAGGACCAUGUGAGCGUCAGCUUGCAAUGGAGCACCGACAAUCCGACCGCAGGUUCUAUGUAUGCCGACAAUGACACGGUUACGACUACGGCGGCGUACCUUUCGUACGUUAACUCUGCUGUGGCCUACGUCAACUCGUCUGUUCUGUUCGGCAACUCAGUAAGCAGCCUGAAGUCAAACAUUCUGAGCCAGUUCUCGCAAUUUGCCACGAAGGCUAGCUCCGAUGAGAACGUUGUAUCUGGUUACAAGGCCAUCUACGACACCACAGCCAAUGAUAUUUUCAACGGCCCUACCGGUCUGGUCGAGCUCUUGGUCGGCAACAACGUCGACGGCGCCAUCCGUAUCGGCGCCGCUCUCCAGCACCCGUUCAGCCAUGGCUCAAUCACCAUCAACUCGUCUAACCCCUUGGAUUACCCUGUCAUCGACCCUCGCUACUUGACACAUCCUGCUGACGUACAAAUCCUUCGCGAAGGCAUCAAAUUGGCUCGACGCAUCGGUGAGGCCCAGCCCUUGGCAAGCGAGAUGAAGGAAGAAGUGUACCCCGGAUCCGCCGUCCAAACCGACGAGGAAUGGGAAGAAUGGAUGCGCGGCGGUGUCUUCACCGAGUUCCACCCGUCCUCGACGUGUUCCAUGCUUCCGCUCGACCAAGGUGGUGUGGUGGAUGCCAACCUGCGCGUCUACGGUCUAGCCAAUGUCCGAGUGGCCGAUGCCAGUGUUCCUCCCAUUGCAUUCUCCGCGCACUUGAUGGGAUCAACGUACGGAUUGGCCGAGCAGGCGAGCACCUUGAUCCGGGCAUACCACAACAAGAAGAUUCCGGUUAUCGCACACACGAGCUCGAACAAUUCGACCGACUCGAGCCACAACAAGGCCGCAUCGACGACAAUAGCCGUUUCGGCAUCAACUGCGACGAGCUCUUCUUCGGCAACUGCCACCAAUGGAGCCUCAUCGCUUGAUACCCGCUCGUGGUCCGUUAUCACCACUGUGGCUGCAUUCAUGGUUUCGGCGUUUGUCUUCUCCAUGUAA
Molecule: messenger RNA, 2112 nt
Organism: Exophiala dermatitidis NIH/UT8656
Lineage: Eukaryota; Fungi; Ascomycota; Eurotiomycetes; Chaetothyriales; Herpotrichiellaceae
Product: aryl-alcohol dehydrogenase
Exons: 4
Coding region: 1-2112 (703 amino acids)
Molecular function (GO): flavin adenine dinucleotide binding; oxidoreductase activity, acting on CH-OH group of donors
Source: RefSeq, a predicted model, not a curated record